This is a messenger RNA of Aplosporella prunicola CBS 121167, 1217 nucleotides long. RefSeq lists its product as uncharacterized. Lineage: Eukaryota; Fungi; Ascomycota; Dothideomycetes; Botryosphaeriales; Aplosporellaceae. Gene Ontology annotation, cellular component: cytosol; ribosome. The transcript has 4 exons. Gene Ontology annotation, molecular function: structural constituent of ribosome. The record is from RefSeq and is a predicted model, not a curated record. The coding region runs from base 63 to 830 and encodes 255 amino acids. Gene Ontology annotation, biological process: translation.
CGGACUGACGACGACGACCACGACAAUUCAACGCCCUCCGACAUCCACCACAAGGCGCAAUCAUGGCUGUCGGCAAGAACAAGCGUUUGUCAAAGGGCAAGAAGGGCCUCAAGAAGAGAACCGACCCCUUCGCCAAGAAGGACUGGUACUCCGUUAAGGCGCCCUCCACGUUCGCCAUCAGAGAUGUCGGCAAGACUCUGGUCAACAGGACCACCGGUCUGAAGAACGCGAACGACGCCCUCAAGGGCCGGAUAUUCGAGGUCUCCCUCGCCGACCUCCAGAAGGAUGAGGACCACUCGUUCCGCAAGGUCAAGCUGCGGGUCGACGAGGUCCAGGGCAAGAACUGCCUGACCAACUUCCACGGCCUGGACUUCACCUCCGACAAGCUCCGCUCCCUGGUCCGCAAGUGGCAGUCGCUGAUUGAGGCCAACGUCGUCGUCAAGACCACCGACGACUACCUCAUCCGCCUGUUCUGCAUUGCCUUCACCAAGCGCCGCCCCAACCAGAUCCGCAAGACCACCUACGCCGCCUCUUCGCAGAUUCGCGCCAUCCGCAAGAAGAUGACCGAGAUCAUGGCCCGCGAGGCUUCCAGCGUCACCCUCUCCCAGCUCACCACCAAGCUGAUCCCCGAGGUCAUUGGUCGUGAGAUCGAGAAGUCCGCCCAGGGCAUCUACCCCCUCCAGAAUGUCCACGUCAGGAAGGUCAAGAUCCUCAAGCAGCCCAAGUUCGACCUGGGUGCCCUCCUCACCCUUCACGGCGAGUCCUCCACGGAUGAGUCUGGCCAGAAGGUUGAGCGUGAGUUCAAGGAGACCGUUCUCGAGAACGUUUAAAUGGGUUAAGGAUGGACGGGAUGUCACGAUGGUCGGGUGCUCUUUCUUAGGCAUCAAAAAGGUGUUCAUGUUUUUGGAAUCAAACAAUAUCAGAGCAAUCGCCCGAUUUCCAAUUUACGACCUUUUCGAAUUCAUCCAGUGACCCACCGACAGGCUAUAGAGUGGCGAUCUGAACUUCAGAAAAGAGCACCCUUAGACCAGGCCAAGGCACUCGAGACUAUCCGGAGGCUUGCAGAGGCGGAUAUGUCAGGCUUCCAGCAACGAUGUUCCACGACGACUUUGAGGCGGGUCCAUGGCAUCUCUGUACGCCGUCAUACCCCUGGAUCGCCCCGUCAGAGGUCCGUAGGAAGCUGUAGAACAAAGAGUUCCCAAUCAACUGUCGUGCCG